AUGCGUAUUCUACAUUUACUUUGGAUAGUUCCUUUGCAGCUAUUAACUCAUGCGUCCGAAGAUUAUUCAUCUACAAAUCAGACAUCACCAUGGAGUAAAUGGAGUUUUCUUACUCAGAAUUUGGAACUUUUCUAUUUGUCCUUAGGUUGUUAUUUAACAAGUGAACGUCGAUUGGAAUGUCGAAACCUAUUCAAUUUCUAUUUGACUUCUUAUUCUCUCUGCGGAAAUGAUUAUCGAUUGUUAGUUAAUCAGAAAAUCGAUGAACUCAAGAUCUUUCAUGACUAUAAUUGUCUCGAUCAUCACGAACACUGUUAUUUUGAAUUCGAUUCCACGUGGUCGCAUUGUUUCGAAUUAUUACGAAAAAUAACUAUCGAAAAUCUAAGUUUCAUCGUUCGACUCUAUGACUCAAGGAAACUACUACCAGUAGACUAUGUAAAAAUCGUCAAUACGCACGGUAGUGUGACAGAAUUGCUACACUUAUUUCAAUUUUCUAAUCGGACAAGUAUUUACAUUGAAAACGUUCUGCCCAGAUGGUCAGGUAUGGAUCUGUAUUCGAUUUUCUUUCAAUACCGAUCAGUUCGAUUUAAACAACUGUGGAUCAAUGUUGUGGACUGGUAUCCGAUUGUAUACAUGCGAGAAGAUCAGCAACUAGCGAUUCGACAAUGGUUGUUGCAAAUUCCGUGUCUUCAUAUUGAAUUAGGUGAUUGUAGAUUAUACCAUUACGAUUUGCUGUUUCUCAGAGAUUUAUAUGGACUACGACGUGAUGUACCCGAGGAAUUAUUUUGCUAUGCAAAUUAUGGUACACAACGUUUUCAUUGGUCGCAAAUACCAGCUUUGUAUUACGGUUAUAGGAUUCCGCACCAAACUUUAUCGAAUGUAUUGCUUGCAACGGAAUUACACGAGAAAUGUUUUGAGCAGUUCACAAAAGAACGAUAUACAAUCAAUUCUUACACCGAUCUUCUUGAUUUCUAUUCUUAUUUUCGUGCAUAUGAAUCCUACGCUCUUCCGGUAUGGGCAGUGUAUCCAUACGCUACACUAGCCACGCUACCUAUUAGCUUAACGACGACAACAACUCCACUAACAGCAAAUGCAUCGAUCAAUGAUGGAGCACUGGAUUUACCUAGAUUCGAUUAUAUCAAUAUCUAUGAACAUGCAGCAAUGUUCACCGAAACACGUUGGCUAUCAGCAGUCGAAGCUUAUCCAGAUGGACGCUUUCUAGUUGUUGAUAAUGGUAAUCAACAAAUCCUCUUGCUUAAUGUCAAUGGUUCUUAUCGAAUCGAUUUAACUCCGAUAUUUUUCCACCAAAUUGAACAUCUAAACCAAGCUGUUGAUUCGAGCCCAUCAGUUCACAACGCUUACUCAAUAGCACAUGUUCAUAUUGACCAAGAUAGUUACGUCUAUUUAGUGCCAACACUUGCCUACUAUAUCUAUGUGUUCUCGCACGAAAAUCGACUCGUACGUUGUCUGACACCACAGAUAUUAGGUGUGCCGAUCAUACGGAGUGAUUGUGUAGCAAUAACCCAUACCGGUUUAGUUUAUGUAUGUGAUGAUGCAUACCGACUAGUGAGAAUUUAUUCACGAAUGGGUGUCCCUCAUAAGACAAUGCGUUUGGAUUAUUUACCAUUGAAAUUAUUCAUAAGUAAUAAUAGAUUAUUUACCUACUCGCUUGAAUAUCCAGCCACCAUUCAUAUGUACACGUUAACUGGUGCAGUGAUACGAAAACUAACAUGCUGCGUUUAUAACUCACCAUCGGAAGUUGUUUGGUUUCGCGGGAAAUAUUUUAUAACCUGUGGUACAUUUCUUUACGUUGUUGAUGAAGAUGGAAAUCAAAUAGCCGAAUAUAACCUACGCUUGUUACUCAGUUCUUCUGAUAAGUCAGUCAUAAUACACGAUUUCGCUCUUAAUGAAGAUGGCCUUUUGCUUGUUACUUUUCGCCGAAAUGGUACAUUUCUCAAUCGCUAUUGGAUUAUUCGCCCGCUAACUUCUUGA
Messenger RNA from Adineta ricciae, 1989 nucleotides. Lineage: Eukaryota; Metazoa; Rotifera; Eurotatoria; Adinetida; Adinetidae. The record is from the annotation of a GenBank genome assembly.